GGUGCCCCCCCAGUAUGCCUGGGGAGUCGGCGGCACCCCCAUGGCGCUCACCCGGCGGGGGGGCUCAGCUUCGAGGCACCCCAGGGUACAACCUUUGGGGUACCCGGCGUGCGGGGACCCCGCGACCCCCGGGCUGCUCGGUGCCACCCUAUGCUCCCCGCACCGCUGUGUGCGUGCCAUAGGGUAUCCGGUGGCACCCUAGGCUGCACGGCUUCUGCGUGGGGGGUGCCUCACCAUCCCCGGUGCCAUCCCAGGACCCCCAUCCCGGCGUACCCCGUGAAGGUAUCCGAUGCAUCUCCAGGACCCACGGCCUCGGCGUGGGGGGGAGCCCGGGGACCCCUGGCGCUACCUCAGGACGCCACCCCAUGCUGUAGCUGCCCACGGGGCCUGGCGGCCCUGCUGCUGGCAGCGCUGGCGUGGGUGCCUGGUGGGGCACCCACCUGCCCCGCGCUCUGCACCUGCUACGUCUCGCCGCCCACCGUCAGCUGCCAGGCCAACAACUUCUCCUCGGUGCCCGCGGGGCUCCCGCCCGGUGCCCGCCGCCUCUUCCUGCAGAACAACAUCAUCAGGGCGCUGCGGGCGGGCACCUUCGGGCCCAGCACCGUCACCCUCUGGCUCUACUCCAACAACAUCUCCUCCAUCCAGCCGGGCACCUUCCGCCACCUGCCCGCCCUGGAGGAGCUGGACCUGGGCGACAACCCUCACCUGCGCGCCCUGGCCCCUGACACCUUCCAUGGGCUCCGGCGCCUCCAGGCCCUGCACCUCUACCGGUGCCAGCUGGCCAGCCUGCCCAGUGGCAUCUUCCGUGGCCUCUACAGCCUCCAGUACCUCUACCUGCAGGAGAACGGGCUGCUCUACCUCCAGGACGAUCUCUUUGCUGACCUGGCCAACCUGAGCCACCUCUUCCUCCACGGCAAUCGGCUGCGGGUGCUGUCUGCGGGCGUCUUCCGGGGGCUGCCCAGCCUGGACCGGCUGCUGCUGCACGCCAACCGCCUGGCCACCAUCCACCGCCACGCGUUCCGGGGGCUGGCACGGCUCACCAUCCUCUACCUGUUCAACAACAGCCUGGUGGCCCUGCCGGGGGACCCUCUGGCCGCCCUGCCUGCCCUCCAGUUCCUGCGCCUCAAUGCCAACCCCUGGGCCUGCGACUGCCGGGCACAGCCGCUCUGGGCAUGGUUCCGCCGCACCCGUGUCUCCAGCUCGCCGGUGCUCUGUGCCACCCCCCCGCACCGUCGUGGCACUGACCUGCGGCAACUUCGGCCCCCGGACUUCGACGGCUGUCCCGACGAGGAUGAGGAGGAAGCUGGCGGCGGUGGGGUGGCGGUGAUGGGCACUCCCGGGCGGGCACUGGGUCGUCCGGGCACCCUCCCGGCCGCUCCGCCCUCCGCCUUCUACCGCGACGGCCUCCCCCCCCAUGACCUGCGGGGAUCCCAGCCCCGGCCGCCUCCCCCGUCCCGAGACUCCCGCGGCCCUCCCGAGGACACCCAGUGCCCCCAGGACCCCUGCACCCCUCCGGCCGCCGCAGCCCCCUGCCAGCCUCCCACCCUCCUGCCCCUCCUCACCCUGCUCCUGCUCUGGCUCUGAGCCACCUCCUGGCACCCACGGGGUGCCCAUGCCCCCCUUCCCCAGGGAGGGCCCAGAACUGCGGGGAGCGGCGGGGGGACGAUGCAGGGGUGCGUGUGUCACCACCCACCCACCCCCCAUCCUGAGCGGGUAAAGCCCCCAACAGGAACCGAAAGGUGGGAAAUUAUUUAUUAAAAAUGGUCUUAUUUUG
Molecule: messenger RNA, 1774 nt
Organism: Dryobates pubescens (Downy woodpecker)
Lineage: Eukaryota; Metazoa; Chordata; Aves; Piciformes; Picidae
Gene: RTN4RL2
Product: reticulon 4 receptor like 2
Exons: 3
Coding region: 151-1584 (477 amino acids)
Cellular component (GO): plasma membrane
Molecular function (GO): protein binding
Source: RefSeq, a predicted model, not a curated record